UUAACUAAAAAUGCGUUCCAGUUCUACCUUGCUCAUUGAACGUCUCUUUUUUUCGACGAGAGUUCCAAGAUCGAGCUCUUUCGAUUUGAGCAUCACCCAAAAACUGAAGACUUCUAAUACAACUACUUUUGCCUCUUCACCAGUCAACWCUGUUGCCAUAAUAAGAUUAAAAGGUGUGUGGGGAACAACGCUGUAGCGAUUGGCGAAUUGAUGGACGACCACGAAUAGAUAGGGACGAUGUUCGAAAUCUUCGCAGGGGCAUCGAACAACUUAAUGCGAUUGGAAAUCAUGAAUCUGUCUCCCUGCAAUGAAAAUAGGCGACGAAACGCUGGUCUCUAGUCGAGAAAUAAAUCUGAUCCAGCCAGGCUGUAUGACUGACUAUGAGCUUACGAUUAUUCUGUGUCCGUUUUCUUCUUAUUUCGCAAACAGGUUAUAAUUAAAAUGAAGUUCAGCAUCGCAUUCACAGCUCUCACCGCAGCCGUUGUCUCGGCAAACCCUUUUGCUCCUGCCAAGAGCCCCAACUCAUCGAAGACAAAGUACAUGUCGAAGUUGAUGCGUAAUGCUCGCCCUACACCAAACUCCCAACUUGGACGUAAACUUGAUGAAGAAGAGGCAGAAGCAGAAGAAUACGAAGUUGACAUCUCGGGAUACUCGCUGAAAUUCGAACAAUGUCAAUUCGUCAAGGCGUAUGAUGACGAACUCGCUGGAGAAGACUCCGAUAGCGUUCUCGCCACUCGAAGGUUCGUCAUUUUCCGCCUGUGUCCUUCUGACGCCUGCGACUCGUGCAAUUACAAUUUCGGUGAGUACAUCGUCGACCUCGAGGAAUACUUGGAGGCGACWGUAAACUACCAGCAAGAAAUGCAAGAAGAGAUGUGCAAUGCUUGCGAGGAAAACUGUCAAUGGGAAGAAGACGMGGAAGAGGAGGAAGAAGAUAACGGACGUCGUCGCCGUAAGCUUGAAGAUUACGGCUCCAAUUGCAAUACCUGUUACGAGGAAUGUAUGAAGAUUGAGAACAUGGAAGACAACGGAUACAUUGACGCCACCCAAUUUCUUGAUUGUCAGAUGGUCUACGAUCCCGAGGAUGAYGGCCUUUCUGCCCUUUACGCCGGACCUAUGUGUGCUAGCAAUGGAUCUAARAUCAAGAUUGGAAUYUUCACUGACGAAGAAUGUAAUGUUCCUGAUUCCGACAAGGACGUAGACGAUUACCUCAUGGACGGAGACGGUGUCAGCAUGAAACUGUCCCAUGCUCUUUUGAAGACUGURUACUCCAGUGAGUGUGUCUCCUGCUUGGCACCACAAGAAGAGGAAGAAGACGACGAAAAUGGAGAUGAAAACGAUAACGGAGAUGAAGAGGAAGUCGAAGUCCUCGAAAUGUGCGAACAACUCUACCAAGCUUCCGCCAAGUGUGAGAAGACCAAUGGAUUUGAUAACGGAUACGCUAGCUAUGACGGAUACGAGAACCAGCUUGMGCAAGAAAGUGUUGUAUGUGAUUUUGUCGAAUCGUUGAAGGCAGGAAGUUAUGACGAAUCUGGAGAGAUUGUCGUAAACGGAAAGAGUUCUUCUGUYGGUGGAGGAUCCCAGACCACAGGAGGACAAAAGUUUGCCCUGACUUUCUUCAUCCUUGGAACUGCUGGACUUGCUGGAUACGCUGCCAUGCUUCAUUCCAAACUUACAAAAGGUACUAUGGGCCUCGCUGAAACUGGAGGAUCCUUGGCAUAAACAACAAUCUCUUGAWUUCUGAUGAUUGUGUUGCAUGGCAGGCCUUCAGACUGACAACAGUAACAAGCAACAACCUAAUUUGUAUCAUUAAGUCCUCCCAUUUUAUGGCUUKUGUAAUUGUGAAAACACACUAAAACAUAAAAGAAUCACUAAACACUUAAAACCAAU
Molecule: messenger RNA, 1887 nt
Organism: Pseudo-nitzschia multistriata
Lineage: Eukaryota; Bacillariophyta; Bacillariophyceae; Bacillariales; Bacillariaceae
Source: the annotation of a GenBank genome assembly